Argentina anserina (silverweed cinquefoil) is the source of this 1284-nucleotide messenger RNA. RefSeq names its product histone deacetylase HDT1. Lineage: Eukaryota; Viridiplantae; Streptophyta; Magnoliopsida; Rosales; Rosaceae. The transcript has 9 exons. The coding region runs from base 120 to 950 and encodes 276 amino acids. The record is from RefSeq and is a predicted model, not a curated record.
AAGCAUAGUCGCUUGACGGCUUGAGAGUUGAGAUCAAUUUCAGUGUCGCCAAAAAAACGAAACCGAAAACUCAAAACAAAUUUCUGUAGCGCCUUCUGGGAAAACCCUAGCGCUCCGCCAUGGCCAACAAGAUGAGCUUCUGGGGUGUCGAGGUAAAGAGUGGGGAGUCUGUUGUUGUUGAACCUGGUAUGACCUUUGUCCAUCUUUCACAGGCCUGUCUGGAUGAGGUCAAGAAAGGCAAGGGAAGUGAUCCUAUCUCACUCUUUGUGAAAAUUGGCGAUAAGAAGCUUGUUAUUGGACAUCUUAAUACCGAGAAAAUACCUCAAUUAUAUAUGGAUAUUGUGUUUGAUAAGAAAUUUGUUCUAUCCCAUAAUGGGAAAAGUGGGAGCAUCCACUUCCAGGGCUAUAUUGCUAACAAAGGGGCUUUUGGUACUGCUGAACCGAAGGUGAGUAUUGAGGAAGCUAAGAAAGAUAUCAAAUCCGAAAAGAAGGUAUCUAGUAGUGAUGAUGAUGAUGAGUCUGAAGAUGAAGAGUUUGAUCAGGUCAAGAGUGUGAAAGAUGGCAGUGAAGAAGAUGAUGAAAGUAGUGAUGAUGAUGAUGAUGAUUCUGAAGAUGAAGAUGAUGACAGCGAAGAAGAGCAUGAAGAGACUCCAGAUAAGGUUGAUGGGAGUAAAAAACGUGCAGCUGAGAGUAGUAAAACACCUGUUCAAAAGAAGGCAAAGUUUGUUACUCCUGAAAAAACUGGUGGCAAGCAAGGAGCUGUCCACACAGCAACUCCUUACCCUUCAAAACAGGCUGUGAAAAAAACUGCUAAUUCUGACCAGGCAAAGCAGCAGACCUCAAACCCAAGUGGCAGCGGUGCAUUCCGUUGCAAUCCCUGCAACAGGUCAUUUAACUCGGAUGGUGCGCUGCAGAGUCAUACAAAGGCAAAACACGGAGCUGCAAAGUGAAAGGCCUAGCAUGAGGGAACAAGUUAGAUCACGUACAUAUGAAGGGAGAAGAGAGAUCAGCUUCUUAUGCUGUUAAGCAACUCAUUUUGGUCCCAUCAACUUAAGAUGGAAUCUUUACAUAUCCCGGAGACAUUUUAUGCAAUUUUAUGUUCCUGAUAUGUCCCGAAUUCCCUCUGCAUUUCUCUAUUCCUUUUCAGUGGUUAGGGAUUAUGCAAGAGUCAUUUCAUGGGCUGCGAAGGGUGGCCUUGCUUUUGCUUUAACAUGCCUAGUUUAUACAGUGACUAGUCAAUUUUUUCGGUAGCUCUAUAAUAUCAAGAUCACACCCUUCAUUCUA